CUCCCCUUAAAUUAACAGAAAAUUUUAUGUAAUUUUUAAUGUCAUUGCGUUAACUAUUUAUUGGAUUAAUAAGGAUAAGGUAAACGAACAAACAGUUAUUUAGUAAUGUCUUCCUUGCUCACAAUACUCUUGAGAAAUGAAUGCAGAAGAAUAUGUUCCAAAUGUCUUUUGGAUCAUUGUGUGCCAAAACAAACAUUUCGAAGAUUCCACAAAUCAAAAUGGUCAAGGAAAAAUGACAGUCUUCAACAGGGAGUUGAUAAAGUGAAAAAGACAUCACUGAAAAGAAAGCUAGCAUAUGGUAUAGGAUUAGGCUGUCUAACUACAGGAGUUGUUUAUGUUACAUUAGAAGAACCUAGUCGAAGGAAGAUCAGAGUAGUUGUUGGUGGAGUAGGCAGAUUUCUAAGAUCUCUAAAAAUAGGUUUAGUUGUAUCUGCUGAUUAUAAAUGGAACUUAUGGAAAUUAAAGGAAGACUCUAAGGAAUACAAUGAUGCUAUCAAAUUAUGUCACAAACGAGCUGCUGACCGACUCCUAGUUGGAUGUUUAAGGAAUGGAGGACUUUAUGUUAAACUUGGACAAGGUCUUGUCUCAAUGAAUCAUAUUCUACCACGUGAAUAUAUAGACACUUUAGUUGUUUUACAGGAUAGAGCUUUAGUUAGACACCCUGAUGAGGUUGAGGAACUGUUUAUAGAAGACUUUGGUAUGACACCUCAGAAAAUGUUUAAAGAAUUUGAAAAAGAACCAAUUGCUGCUGCUAGUCUGGCCCAGGUACACAAAGCUGUGACGCAAGAUGACAAGAGAGUAGCUGUUAAGGUUCAGUAUAUAGACUUACAAGAUAGAUUUGCUGGAGAUAUCAGAACAUGUGAGGUUCUUUUGAAACUUAUUGGUUGGAUUCAUCCUAAAUUUGGAUUUGCUUGGGUUUUACAGGACAUGAAGACUACUUUGGCAGAAGAACUUGAUUUCAUUCAUGAGGGUAAAAAUGCAGAGCGUUGUCAAAAUGAUCUGAAGCAUCUAAAGUAUAUUUAUGUGCCAAAGGUGGAUUGGAACAAGACAAGCAAGAGAGUUUUGACCUCAGAGUAUAUAGAUGGAUGUAAAGUGAGUGAUAAAGAACAGAUUAAAGCCAUGGGUCUGUCAUUACAUGAUGUAGAUAAGAAGUUAGUUGAGAGUUUUUCUGACCAGAUCUUCCUUACUGGAUUUGUUCAUGCUGAUCCACAUCCAGGCAAUGUAUUUAUUAGAAAGGGUGCAGAUAAGAAAGCAGAAUUAGUAUUACUUGACCAUGGACUGUAUGACACACUAACACAACAGAACAGACAGUCACUAAGUCUAUUGUUUAAAGCCAUUGUAUUGAAAGAUGAAGAUAAAAUGAUGAAAUACUCUAAGGAGCUAGGAGUUGAUGAUUAUCAGAUAUUUGUGUUUUUGGUGAAACAAGGUCCAGUCAAGUUACAUAAAGCCCCACCAUUAUUUAGAGUGAAAAUUACAACAAAGGAAGAAUUUUACAACCUGGACCAAGAGAAGAAAGAUAUUUUUUUGGAGGACUACCAUGGACUUUGGGACCGUACAAUUGAUGUGAUGAAGGCAAUGCCUGCUCCUUUAUUCUUUAUAUUUAGAAACAUGAAUACUGUGAGAGCUAUCUGCCGAGAACAUGGUCAUGUUAUAGACAGAUAUGGGAUAAUGGCUAGAAGUGCAAUAGUUGGAGCCAAUAAGAUGGCAGGACAGGAUCUAAGUCUAGGUGGACGUCUGAAAUCAUGUUGGGAACGAUUCCUCUUUGACUAUAGUAUCAUUACAGAACGAUGGAUCAUUAAUCUAGGAUAUUUAUAUCUUAGAAUACUCCAGUUUCUAGGAAGAGCUCCUUCAUUGGCAAAAAUUCAGUAUCUUAUUGAUUCAGAGGAGAAAAGGUAUGAUACAGUCUAAUCAGAGAUGGAGAAGAAAGCCAGUAUUAAGUUUAACAGAUGUGCCAAAACAGACAGCUACUGCCAGAUUAAAACAAUAAAAAAUUGACACCUGCUUGUUUUGUUUAUAAUGGAUAUCAACAUAACUCUUUAUUUUCAAGGUUACAAACGCCCAUUUAAUGUUCACCCAAUUUGAUAUACUUUGGAUUCAUUAUUAUUCAUGGGAUACCAAUCUUCAUGUAUUUCGUGGGUACAGGUUAACCACGACUUUAAAUGUCUAAUAAGUAUAAAUUUUCUAUAGAUCUAGACCUGUAUGGAGACUUUGGCUAAACCACUAAUUCAAAUAUCCAAGAAAAUACAUUUGUUUCUCAAUCUACAAAUAUUGGUAUCCACAAAAAUAUAUGAAUCCACUUAUGAUUGAGAAUAUAUUUUAAGUACAUCUACUUUUUCUUGUUAAAUGCUUGUUUUAUGUAUUCAAUAGUAUUUAAUGUAAUUGCCUAAACUAUUAAAUAUGUCAUGUUGCCAUAUCUGCUGCAGAGGUAUCUGUAAAAUUUUAUAACAGAAUGUUCUAUAUCUCAAUUUUUAUUAGUUUUUAUAUACAAGUAUAUUUUUGAAUCACCCAGUUGAUACACAUCACUCUUUCCAUGUGGGAAAGCUCCUUGCCAUUUUAUUGUGCCUUACUUUGACCAAUAUAUAUGAUGUACAAUAUUUAUAGGCUGUAAGUCUAAUGAAUAUUUAAGCCAGAUGAAAUAAAUUCCUUUAUUUCCAACCAAUGAAUUUACAUAGAAAUAUUUCCUCUAUUUUACCAGCCCUGAUCUUGGUAAGGUUUAAAUCAGGUUUAAUGAAAUUCAGGAAAUUAGUACAAGUUCAUUUUUCUAUUUAACAUUUUCUACAAAUUUUAAUUACAUGUCUCAUGAAUUCAUCGAGAAGUUUUCAUUUAUAUUGGACUCUAGAAAUCUAUUCUUUAUUCACAGCAAAAAAAGACGUAUCAAACAAUGAAUUAAGUAUAACUUUACACUGUGUUUAUAUUGACACAUACAAGUGUGUACAUUUAAAUAUACAUUUUUUGUUAUGCUGGUCAUUUCAAUUGUUUUAUGUUUUUAUUAUUCCGAGUCUGUGUUUAUUUAUUUGUUUAAAAAAUUUUGUUUCAUUUUGAUAUUUUUAAGUGUUACAUUAUUACUAGUUCUGUUUUUUUAACACAAAAUCUAAACAAAAAUUAACAUAAUUCAUUUGUCUUCUAAAGAUAUUUUCACAGAGACAGGGACAUGAUUGGGAUGUAUGUGUUAUAUUAGAUAUAGGAACAUAACAAGCAAAGAUCAGUGAUACAUGUUCUGUAUGUACACUCGUCUCCAAACAUUAUAAUGGAGAAAUCGCUAUGUUAUAUUUGAAUGGGCAUUUUUGAAUCAUACCUCUAUUAAAUUUAUAGUUGUUUUCUUAAUUGAAAUUUUUCAAAACUUCUUCAUGGCAUUUAAAGAUAGCAUUCAUGAAUUAUUUACUUUGUUCAUUUAAUACUCAGCAUUUGUAAAUGUUAUUUUGAAAAUGUUUUGAAUUAUUUUUUUAAAGCUGUUCACAAUAUCUAUUAUGUUUUAUAAGAAUUUAUACCCACCAGUUAAGCAUUAUUAUCAUCUGAUUUCAGAUUUCAAAAUACUUAUCAUGAAUUUGUUGAUUUUACAUUCAGCUUUUUUUUUAUUGAUUAUCAGAGUAUUUUAAGAAAAAGAGAUAUUUAUUUUAUUGCUUUAUUUUUGCUGUGAUAUUAAACUUUACAUUGCUAAUUAUUUUUUAUGUAACUGAUAUUACAUUAUAUUUUACACGUUGUCAGGGACAAACAAUGUGAAUGAUAUUGUUUUAUCUAUUAUUUUUUAAGAUAAGCUUUGUAUUACUGAUUUUGGUUUCCUCAAAGAUUGUGUCAGAGCUUUAUUUAGCUAUCAAUACUUCUGUGAUCUUAGAAAUAGUAUUAUUGUUACAGUGUACAUAUCAUAAUUUGCCAAAAUUUUUGUUAAAAAUCUGGUUAAAUUCUGUGUUGAAAAACUGGACUUUAACACUGAAAAACCAAGAAAUACAGAACAUAACGACCAACAGCAUAUAAUGUGAUGAACAGAUAAAAGGUUAAAGCCAUAGUUUGUCAUAUUAUAAAGUUAAAAUGUUUUUAUUUUAUUCUCAUUCCAUAAUAUACUCAUUGAAAAAAAAAUUUUGGUUUAAAUAUUUGGCCAGUUUCUGUCUGAAAUCUUUAUUUUUUGGUGUACUUGAGGAUUUAACAAGUUUUACCUUUUAUGUUUUUGAGUUAAAUCAAAAAUACACAAUUUAAGGCGCAUAGAAAAAUAUUAAGAUAUCUUUACUUUGGAAGUUCUGAUAUUAGUGUAUGUAUACUUGUAAAAUAUUUAAAAAAAAACUAUCCUCGAUGAUUGGAAGUUCGUUACCCUAACUCGAAACAGAAGAAAAAAAUCACAACCUUGGAGCAACUAUUAUCCACUGUGAAUGUAAUUAUUCUUUACUUAUUUGCAAAAAGUCUGAUACACUUUAUUGAUGAAUAGCUUCAGAAACAUGGUCAAUCUUUCUAUGUUUCGUAUUUUGACCCGAUUCCGUAAAAUAAGUAGACAUGCUUGUAAGUUCGUGACCUUUGUCUUGGACGUUGGCUUUUGUGCAUGUGCAACAAUAUAUAAGUCAGGCCUAUUGUAUUAUGUAUUUGAGCAUUACAUAAUAAAUUUGAGAUCAAAUAACAAAUGAAUAUCUUGAAAAAAAGAGAAAUUGGGGCAUACUAACUUUUGUAUUCUCCCUACAACAAGUAUUCUAAUUUUUACACGUGACUUUCAAUGGUCAAUGAGAAAGUCCAGAAUUAAACAAUGGAAACACAUUUAAGAUAACUACAACGAUGUCACGAUGUGAUUAAUGAAUCAAAGUAUUUUUUCAUUCAAUUUGCACUCAAUACCAUAAGAUUAAAUUUAUUUUACGAGCCAAUAUUCCAUAGGUUUUGUUUUAUCAAAAUAAAUCAAAUCAUUUUCUGAUCUUAAAAAAUCCGCUCACAUACAAACUUUGAAAAAUAAUACCCUUGGCCUUAAAAAAAGAAAAAGAGCGCCACAUAACCUAAAUAUAGAUGAUGACUCAUUGUUGAGAUGUCCAAAACAUUGCUGAAAGGAUUUCCCAAGAAUUCAACGAAAUUCUAGGAUAGGAGUAAAACAGUCAUAGUGGAAAUAGACGUUUAAACAAACAAUAUUCAAGAACAUACACAACUUCUCUUUUUCAAGCCGAUAUUAGUAAAAAUGCAAUGCAAAAUAUCCGGUUAAGUUUUUUUGAAGUAGCACGUUGCUGAUGAUAAAUACUUAUGCAUGACAUCACAAAUAAAGUGGAAAUCCCCAAAUGUCACGAACUUGCAAGCAUAACGAACUUGCAAUCAUCAACGAUACUAUUAAUGAAAAAAGGUGGUGUAUGAAUUCAUGACAAAAUCCCUAACAUUUCAACAAGUCUGGUAUAGCCCUAUAUGUGUUAAAAUAUAAGGGCAUCAAAAAGGACCAAAACCCAAAAUACUGAAAUUUUACUUUUUUAGUGUUCAUUUUAGUUUUGGCAGCUUUUUUUUUCUUAUAUAUGUUCAAUGAAGAUUUAGAUAUUCAAUAAAUUGCAUUCAAUUUUAUUCACCUCAGGGUUUAUAAUCACUUUAUAAAGAGCAGAAGUAAAUGAUCGUAUAUUUUUUUAGUUGAUAUACAUACACAUCAUUUACAGAACAACUUACAAAACAUAAUUGUUUAAUAUCAUUAUGAUAUUUCUUGUGUUAAAAUUAUAUUUUUUAGAAAGGUUCUUAAAAUUUCCCCUUUCCUCUAAUUUCAAGGAAAUUGACAACAAUUUUAAAGUUGUGCUAAGAUACCCAAAUAUUGGACAAAGAAUUUAAAUGUCACAUGAAAAUACAAUUAACUGGAAAUGAAAGUUGAUGAAAAUUAAUCUAAAUUUUUUGUUUAGUUUAUUAUUUUCUCACUCUCAAAGACUUGAAUCAUUGAGAAAGUGAAAUUUACCAAAUACUUGUGUGUAAAUCUGUAUAUAAAGGCUUGUAUUUAUUAGAUUAAAAUUCUUGGCCUUAGAAUAAACACAAAAUAGCGUGAAUUUUGUUGUUGUACAUUACUUCUUGGACUUAUGCCAGUACUCAUUAUUUUUCAAAAAUAUUUUCAGGAUUAUUGACGUCAUAGUUUUGCAUAAUUUGAAAUAAAAGAAAAAUAAAAUCGAAUGAAGAUAUGUUUUCGUUUAUCUUGUGGUAAAAAGCCUUGCUUGUUUUUGCAACUGGAUAUUUGAGUAUUAAAAAAAUAAUUCAGAAAGUGGAAAAAUAUGUGUUUUCAAGGAAAGGUUGAAAACUGGCUUUUCUGUAUCAUCACAAUUAUAUUAAUUAUGAUAUAUUUUUUUGUCUACGCUUUAAUACAGGCAUACUAGGUUACACAAUACAACAGAUUAAAACUACAAUAGAUAUAUGAAAAAUAGAAUAAAAUAAUGCCAUUACACCUACAGUACCUCCUUUCAGUAAUUAACUUCAAUUUUAAGAGAUAUUAGUGUAUAAUGAUCUCAUUCUAAUGUGUUAUGUGAUAUUUAAUAUAAUUUUAAAUGUAAAUUUAUUAUUUAUUAAAGAAAUUUGACUGCAUUUUAUGAGAAAUGUGUUCAUGAUAUUGUGGACUUAUGUAUAUGUAUUAAAAUAAUCAAAUUAUAA
Molecule: messenger RNA, 6567 nt
Organism: Mytilus californianus (California mussel)
Lineage: Eukaryota; Metazoa; Mollusca; Bivalvia; Mytilida; Mytilidae
Exons: 13
Coding region: 106-1908 (600 amino acids)
Source: RefSeq, a predicted model, not a curated record